Molecule: messenger RNA, 2598 nt
Organism: Thunnus maccoyii (southern bluefin tuna)
Lineage: Eukaryota; Metazoa; Chordata; Actinopteri; Scombriformes; Scombridae
Gene: pde9aa
Product: phosphodiesterase 9aa
Exons: 17
Coding region: 837-2132 (431 amino acids)
Biological process (GO): cGMP catabolic process
Molecular function (GO): 3',5'-cyclic-GMP phosphodiesterase activity
Source: RefSeq, a predicted model, not a curated record
UGACCAAUGAGAGGAGAGAACGUUCUCACCUGGCUUUUAGUGAAGCUUUUUGAUUUGCUUGAAUUUUUUCUGUGUGAAGAGAAACUGAACCAACAAGUUUACCAACCGAUUCACUGAUUCAGACCAGAACAAACACACUAGAGGUCAGAAAACACCCUGAAAUAACAGAUGCAGCCUUUUCACUUUGACACACAUUUAUUAUGAACUACUUGAUCCAAAUACAGAAGUUACUGAUUCAAAACUAUUAAAUUGAUCAACUUAAACUAUUGAUCUGAUAUGAAUAAAAGUUUAAGUGGAGAAUCUGAUCCUCUAGAGAGAGAAGACGUCUCACUCUGCCGGAGCUGUUGGAACAACAGAAACACUCUGAUUGUACGGUGUUGUUACAGAGUGGAGCCUCUUCCCUCACAAAUGAUCUUUGGCUGAUUACAGACACACAAACUGACAACAGACAAGUUUCAUUUUGUCAGUCAUACAGGUGUACCCAGAUCACUUCUCAUAAUCACACACAAUUUUCACUCAUAUAUACGAGUGAAAUGCUGCAGUGUUGUAGAGGAGAGCAGCACUGCAACACUAACAGGCAGAGGAUACCGGUUUCUUCUUUAAAAUACACCCUGAUCGGCCCUGAUAUCAGCAAAGACAACAACACAUUCAGUUUCAUUUCUGGGAAGGAAUUUUCCAGCGCUGUUGUUUCGUAAUUCCCUGUGACCUUCGGAGAGGCUGCGGCGGUCCAGUGUCAUCCAAAUUUUCCUCUUCAGCCAGAGCAGGAUGGCGGAUGAAUUGUCGACUUCAAACCUGACGUCACUUUGCUGAAACUGUCACCGUACAGAUUGGUACCAAUGACUGGAGGACAGCUCGCUGAUAAAGAGGAACUCUUUCAGAAUGUACUGACGCAAGUAGCAGAGCAGUUUUCAAGAGCGUUCAAGAUCAACGAGCUGAAGACCGAAGUCACAAACCGUCUCGCCAUGUUGGAGAAAAGAGUCGAGCUGGAGGGGAUGAAGGUGGUGGAGAUCGAGAAAUGUCGCAACGACAUCAAGAAGCUCCGCGAGGAGAUGGCGUCCAGAAACAACAGUAACUUCCUGGAAGACAAUAAGAAGCUGACUCCCUGCAGGGACGUACCCUCCUACCCCAAGUACCACCUGUCUAAGGAGACAGUAGAAGCUCUUAGAUUGCCUACGUUCGAUGCUUGGCAGUGGGAACCCAAUGAGAUGCUGACCUGUCUGGAACAUAUGUACCAUGACCUGGGUUUGGUCAAAGACUUCAACAUAAACCCCAUCACACUCAAGAGAUGGCUGCUUUGUAUUCAUGACAACUACAGGAAUAAUCCCUUCCACAACUUCCGCCACUGUUUCUGUGUCACCCAGAUGAUGUACAGUAUGAUCUGCCUCUGCAGCCUACAGGAGAAAUUCACUCAGGUGGACAUUUUGAUUCUCAUGACAGCCGCUGUGUGUCAUGAUCUCGAUCACCCCGGAUUCAACAACACAUACCAGAUUAAUGCCAGAACGGAGCUGGCGGUUCGUUAUAACGACAUCUCCCCUCUGGAGAAUCACCACUGCGCUGUGGCCUUCCAGAUCUUCUCUCAGCCCGACUGCAACAUCUUCUCCCACUUCGACCCCGAGGCGUUCAAGCAGAUACGACAGGGAACCAUCACGCUGAUCUUGGCCACCGACAUGGCGCGACACGGCGAGAUCCUCGACUCCUUCAAGCAGAAAGUCGACAAUUUUCACUACACGGAUGAAGAGCACGUCACUUGUCUGAAGAUGGUGCUCAUCAAGUGCUGCGACAUUUCCAACGAGGUGCGGCCGAUGGAGGUGGCUGAGCCCUGGGUGGACUGCCUGCUGGAGGAGUACUUCAUGCAGAGCGACAGGGAGAAGUCUGAAGGACUUCCUGUGGCUCCGUUCAUGGACAGAGAAAAGGUCACCAAGCCGACGGCUCAGAUCGGCUUCAUCAAGUUCGUCCUCAUCCCCAUGUUUGAGACUGUGAUGAAGCUGUUCCCACAGAUUGAGGAGGCGAUGGUGGCGCCACUCAGAGACUCAAGAGACCGAUACGAAGAGCUCAAACAGAUUGAUGACGCCAUGAAUGAGGUGCAGAAGAAGAAAACCGAGAACUUGACCAUGGGAGGGAAGAAGAAGUAAAACUUUUUGAAAAGCACCAGUGAAGCAGCGUGACGUUAAGUAAACUGGAGUUUGUCAGACACAUCGGUCGGUUUGUGAGCUGAAAGCCUCCAUCACUCUCUGUCGUCCGCUCACUGCAGCCCGCUGACGAGCCGCAGACCUGCAGCGUUUAUGAUCCGGUCGAGACGUCGGGUCUGGUUUCACUGGUCUGUUGGUGGGAAAACGAUGACGAAGCGGGUUUGACAGCAGCAGCAGCUCUGAGACAAACCGACGGACUCACGGAGCAGACGGACAAUCCAAAGCCUUUUUCAGGGAACGACAACAUUUGUACAGCACAGAGUAACAGUCAGUGAACAAUAUUUAGAUACAUAUCUUGCAUUGUUUUUUUAUUUGAAAUGUGUUGUUUUUUUUACAGAUUGUACAGAUUUUUAGUGACAUUUGUUCUUUGCUACAAAAUAUAAAUAAAAGCACUACUUUAAUUACAAAA